AUGUCCAACCCCGGUGUCGGCUUCCAGUACCCCCCGGUCCCCGUGACCUGGCUCAAGCGCGAUGCGCUCCUCUUCGCCAACUCGAUCGGCGCGACCGCGGACGAGCUGCACCUCCUCUAUGAGCUCCACCCCAACUUCCAGGUCUUCCCCACCUACCCCAUCAUCCUUCCCUUCAAGAGGGACACGCCUGAAGUGAUCGACUUCUACGCGAGCCAGCGCGCAGUCGCCAUCCCCGAUGUGCCAAAGUUCGACUCGCGCCGCGUCGUCGACGGCCAGCGCCACAUCAAGGUCUUCAAGCAGCUCCCUACUUCCUCGGAGGGGCGCAAGUUUGAGAUUCGCCAGACCGUUACCGGCGUGUGGGACAAGGGCAAGCCCGGCUCGGUCGUCGACACGCGCAGCGACAUUGUCGACGUUGAGACCGGCGACGUGUACGCUUCCAUCGACAGCUCGUCCUUCUUCGUCGGUCAGGGAGGGUGGGGCGGUCCCAAGGGCCCGUCAAACGCUGCCUUCCCCCCGCCCAAGGGCAAGGCUCCUGACACGACCUUCUCGGACCAGACGGACGCCAACACCGCCCUCCUGUACCGCCUGAACGGUGACUACAACCCGCUCCACGCCGACCCCGAGCCCGGAAAGAAGAUGGGCUUUGGCGACAAGACCAUUAUCCACGGCCUGUACAGCUGGAACGCCACUGCCCACGGCCUCCUCAAGGCGUUCGGUGGGAGCGACGCCACCAACUUGAAGGAGUACCAGUGCCGCUUUGCUUCGCCUGUCAUUCCCGGCGCGAAGGUGGUUACGUCGGCCUGGAAGACCGGCAAGUUCGACAAGGACGGGUUUGAGGAGAUCAUUUUCGAGUCCAAGGUCGAGGGCGGCAAGGUCUGCCUCUCGAAUGGCCGUGCACUCAUCCGCCCUGCGUCCAAGGCCAAGCUCUAG
Molecule: messenger RNA, 930 nt
Organism: Cutaneotrichosporon cavernicola
Lineage: Eukaryota; Fungi; Basidiomycota; Tremellomycetes; Trichosporonales; Trichosporonaceae
Exons: 2
Coding region: 1-930 (309 amino acids)
Biological process (GO): fatty acid beta-oxidation
Cellular component (GO): peroxisome
Molecular function (GO): (3S)-3-hydroxyacyl-CoA dehydrogenase (NAD+) activity; enoyl-CoA hydratase activity; 17-beta-hydroxysteroid dehydrogenase (NAD+) activity
Source: RefSeq, a predicted model, not a curated record